This is a messenger RNA of Verruconis gallopava, 3077 nucleotides long. RefSeq lists its product as uncharacterized. Lineage: Eukaryota; Fungi; Ascomycota; Dothideomycetes; Venturiales; Sympoventuriaceae. The transcript is spliced from 2 exons. The coding region runs from base 156 to 2387 and encodes 743 amino acids. Gene Ontology annotation, biological process: mitochondrion inheritance. Gene Ontology annotation, cellular component: mitochondrial inner membrane. The record is from RefSeq and is a predicted model, not a curated record.
CGGACUUUAAAAAGCUUGGUCCGCGCAGAACACAAUUUUGUGAUCUUACCAGGCAGCCAUUCCAUUCAUAUUCUGCGCUUUGCGUCAUGCCUGUGCCCUCUCAAUCCUCGUCUUCGUCUUGCUGUGGAGAGCCAUGAGCAGUUGUAGACGGGAUAAUGCUUCGCAGUAUCGGUCUGAGGGCCGGCGACGCGGUUUGGCACCGCUCGUCAUUACGUGGUCCUGCGCGAGACAGCAAGAGCUUGGAGAGUGUGGCUACGGCAAUAAACCAACAGCUCCUUGCAGGCAGACCACGUAGCCUUGGGGCAGCGCGAUGGGUUUCGAACGGGAGAUGCUCGCUGCCAUUGACGCAGGGUGGACGAGCAGAUGUGAACGUCAGCGUCGAAGUAUUCCGAUCCAUCGCUCGGCCGCAGUCAUCGAACGGGUCUAGUGUUCGGCAACUAGCAAUUGCGGCCUGGCGACGACAUGCACAUACGAGGUCAAAGAGGAGGCGAGUGCUAUCGGCGGUCCGACAGAAGAGCUCGGCGACCGGUUCAUCGAAGCCAUCGCAGCCCUCCGCGCCAAAGGCAGAAUUGUCCCCUACGAAUAAGCCUCCACCUCCUCCCACGCAACCUCCAAAAGAACCAACGGGAGAAGAAAAUCACUCUCUUCUCCAUCGUCUCCCGCACAUCCCAUUCCCUCAUCGCCCAACAAAGGAUGAGCUCCUCUCCGCCGCUACAGGAGCUUGGUCUCGCUUCAAGAUCCACUUCAAGUGGUUCAGCAUUCGUUCCUUCAGGCCCUGGAAUGUCGACGACAUUAGCGCUUUCUUUACGUGGAUCCUCGCUGGUCAUCUCAUUUGGAUCCUGCUUGGCACCACCACAUUUUUCUCUCUGAUCAUCUUCCUCAUAAACACGGCAUUUACACAGGAAACUCUCGCACGUUGGGCGGGAAAUUACCUCACAAAAUCAAGUGGGCUGCAGGUAGUGUUUGAGAGCGCGGUGGUUCCUAGGUGGAAAGAUGGUGUCAUUAGCUUCUCGAACGUGUUCGUCAGUCGGCGGCCAGGAAGGGGUAAGAGUCAAGUGAAGAAAGGGAGUGCUGCCGAAGCGGCUGCAGCUGCUGCUGUCAGCGAGGGAAGAGGCGAGUCAAAAAAUGACACAGCCGUCGAAGAAGAUGACGGCAAUUACACACAGUUCGAUGUGUCCAUAGACACAGUCAACGUGACCCUUUCGUUUGCGAAAUGGUUCAACGGCAAGGGCCUACUUCGCGAUGUCGAAAUCAAAGGCGUACGUGGUGUCAUCGACCGCACUCACGUCGUUUCUUCGACCUGGGAUGGCAUCGAUCCACGCACAUGGCGCCAUGAGCACCAGCCUGGUGACUUCGAGCUUGACUCUUUUAAGCUGGAAGAUAUGCUUGUCACCGUGUAUCAGCCAGAUGGCUUCCGUCCGUUUUCCGUCAGCAUCCACCUCUGCGAACUACCACGCUUGCGAAAACAAUGGCUGUUUUAUGACUUUCUCUCCGCCAAUGUCAUGAGCGGCUCAUAUGACAAUGCAAUGUUCGCAAUUCACCCCCGUCAAGAACACAACUACGCGGGCACCACUCGAAUUUCUGGGACUGGUGACGAGGCCACGCAGUGGAAGAAACACGCACGCUUCCGUAUCGACGGACUCAAUAUUGAGCACCUGAACCGGGGGGUAGAGGGUAUGUUUUCCUGGAUCAAGGAGGGUAAAGUGGAUAUUGUGAGCGAUAUGAUGUUCCCAAGCGACGACGAAAGUAUCGCCAAAGUUAUGAGCGACUUUUACGAUAGGGUCGAAGCGACUGUCACAUCAUCGGCGCAGCGAAUCCCAAUCGCUACGGGAGCGGUUCUACGAGAGGGCGGAUUUGCAUCUGUGCCAGAAAGACCGGAAGAACAAUCGGCAGAAAACUCUGCAAUAGAAGACGCUUCACAAGUGGCCACUACAUCCUCUACGGAAACUAGCACGAAUGCACGAAAUCAGAUAGGCCAAGCGCAAACCGAUAAUUUGGUACCCUCUGAAGGAGACAAACGGUUCCUCGUCAUGGAUAUUCGAAUUCAGCUCAAUGACGUACGCGCGACAGUUCCAUACUUCACAGCUGAUAUCUCGUAUAUCAAUAACGCACUCAUUAGGCCAAUUGUUGCCUAUAUCAACAGUCGCAGGGCCUUCAUCCCUGUGAGCUGUAGAGUUGUGAAACAAAUGAGUGAUUUUGAUGGAAGUUGGACCGCGUAUGAUAGUGGGUUGAUGGAAGAUCUAUCGCGGGAGGUGUACGAGGCAUUCGCAAGAGACGUCCUAGACGAUGACCAAUUGCGCCGCAGGAGGUUCAAGAAAGUCGGCGUCUGGACUUUACAGCUUGCCGCCCAGGCGCUCUUUAUUGGUUUAGCCGGAAACAUCGCUUAAGGGAACUGUUUCUUGUAACAUAGAAAUAUCUUCCUCGAGCCUUGAAGCCCACGAAAGGUCAGACAUGGCAGGCUUCUAAUAAAGCCGCAGGAAGUCAUCGUCGGUGAAUUGAUCAGGCGCAGCUGAUUGGUAAUUCCAUCGAACAGAUGAAUCAGAGAGGAUGCCAUCGCCGAAAAAGGCACGUUGGAUCCCAGCAUAGAGAACACGUCUAGAAAGAUAUGACGUAUCAUCCGGUUCAUGCAGCCGGCUUUCCGUGUCUCUGAUAGGACAUUGAGAAAUUUGGGCAAUCAAUUGCCGACUCAAAUUUAGAUUCCGGACAGGGAGAAAAUUAUGAGUCAAAUGUAUGCUGACACGUUCUAUUUUUGAAGCGAUGCGAAGGCCCUGUAAUGGCGUUUAUGGAGUAUCAGGCCGUUUUGUAAGUAAUAGAGAUACCAAUAAGCAUUCCUCUCACCUAUCCAAACCUUCUUGUCCCUGGAUUGUCUCAAAGUCUUUCAUUUUCACAGCAUUGCUCUUCACUCUCGGCAUCGUCAGAUCUUGAUUUAUUUCGCAUACAAGCCGAACUUUUUGCUUAAUUUUUGCUUUUCAUUUUCCAUUUGGAGCUGCAUCAAAUCAGCUUAGGCCAAGCUACGUUGCCAGCUAUAAGGUCCAUCGGAUAUAACAUAGGCACUAUGCAAUGAAAUUAUUUUUUAA